AUGAGAGUCAGAGAGUCAGAGAGUCAGAGAGUCAGAGAGUCAGAGAGUCAGAGAGUCAGAGAGUCAGAGAGUCAGAGAGUCAGAGAGUCAGAGAGUCAGAGAGUCAGAGAGUCAGAGAGUCAGAGAGUCAGAGAGUCAGAGAGUCAGAGAGUCAGAGAGUCAGAGAGUCAGAGAGUCAGAGAGUCAGAGAGUCAGAGAGUCAGAGAGUCUGAGAGUCUGAGAUCUGAGAGUCUGAGAGUCAGAGAGUCAGAGAGUCAGAGAGUCAGAGAGUCAGAGAGUCAGAGAGUCAGAGAGUCAGAGAGUCAGAGAGUCAGAGAGUCAGAGCGUCAGAGAGUCUGA
Molecule: messenger RNA, 339 nt
Organism: Thrips palmi
Lineage: Eukaryota; Metazoa; Arthropoda; Insecta; Thysanoptera; Thripidae
Product: octapeptide-repeat protein T2-like
Exons: 2
Coding region: 1-339 (112 amino acids)
Source: RefSeq, a predicted model, not a curated record